ACCCAAUGGAGGCGAACGAACCCACCACUGCUGUGAUACAAAUACUGGAAGAGGCCGAGAGAAACGGAGUUCAGAGGCUACUUACUCUAACUCUCUCCCUCUUCUCUCCUAGGCUGAACCAAAAGAAGCAGAAGAAGGAAGAGCGCCAUCGUCAUUAUCACCAUGGGCAGCCUUGAAUCUUCAGGAGAGAGGACCAUCACAGGGUGGGCAGCCCAGGAUGCCUCAGGGGUGCUUGCUCCCUUUACCUUCAAUAUCAGAAAGACAGGCCCAGAAGACGUGAUUGUGAAGGUGAUCUACUGCGGAAUAUGCCACACCGAUCUCCACCAAGUCAGGAACGAUUUCAAUGCCUCCAAAUACCCCAUGGUCCCGGGGCAUGAAGUGGUGGGAGAGGUCAUUGAGGUGGGCUCGGCGGUGACCAAGUUUGGUGUUGGAGACAAGGUCGGGGUUGGCUGCAUAAUUGGUUCUUGCAGCUCUUGCUCCUCCUGCCAAUCCAACAUAGAACAGUACUGCAGCAAGAAGAUCUGGACCUACAAUGACGUCUACCAUGACGGAAAGCCCACCCAAGGAGGGUUUGCCACCACCAUGGUAGUGAACCAAAAGUUUGUGCUUCACGUUCCAAACAAUCUUCCCCCAGAACAAGUGGCACCUCUUCUAUGCGCUGGCAUCACUGUCUACAGUCCAUUAAAGCACUUUGGCCUGUCCCAAAGUGGGCUCAGGUGCGGCAUUCUGGGCUUGGGCGGCGUGGGGCACAUGGGGGUGAAGAUAGCCAAGGCAUUUGGGCAUCAUGUGACUGUCAUCAGCUCGUCGGAGAAGAAGAAGAAAGAGGCGAUGGAGCACCUGGGCGCUGACGCCUACCUAGUGAGCUCAGACCAGGCCAAGAUGCAGGAGGCAGCAGAUAGCCUGGACUACAUCAUUGACACCAUCCCCGUAGUGCACCCACUUGAGCCCUACCUCUCUCUUUUGAAAGUCAACGGUAGGAUCAUCAUGGUUGGAGUUGUUCCUGGUCCCCUGCAAUUCGUGACCCCCAUGAUCAUGCUGGGGAGGAGAUCGAUUUCAGGGAGCUUCAUAGGGAGCAUGGAAGAGACAGAGGAGCUGCUGAAGUUCUGCGCGGACAGAGGGGUGAGCUCCACCAUCGAGAUCGUUAAGAUGGACUACGUGAACAAGGCGAUGGAGAGGUUGGAGAAGAACGACGUUCGAUACAGGUUCGUGAUAGAUGUUGCUGCUAGCAACCUCUAAGUGAAUCUCACUUUGGCAUCUCCUCUGGCUUUUGUUUCUUCAUAUGCACCGAGUACAUGAGAAGAAAGUGGUUUGUACAAGGUGCCAAAGCCCACCUUGUACGAAUUUCAAUUGUGAAAUAAAUGUGUGCUUUUUACGCUUAGUUUCAUGGGGAAAAAAAAUUAUAUUCCUUUUUUUUUUGGGGUGUAAACUGUUCGAUUUCGUGUUAGAUCCAGACUUUACAGAAUUCAACUUAUUUUGGAUUUGACUA
Messenger RNA from Nymphaea colorata (pocket water lily), 1486 nucleotides. RefSeq names its product probable cinnamyl alcohol dehydrogenase. Lineage: Eukaryota; Viridiplantae; Streptophyta; Magnoliopsida; Nymphaeales; Nymphaeaceae. The record is from RefSeq and is a predicted model, not a curated record. Gene Ontology annotation, biological process: lignin biosynthetic process. The transcript has 5 exons. Gene Ontology annotation, molecular function: cinnamyl-alcohol dehydrogenase activity; zinc ion binding. The coding region runs from base 163 to 1236 and encodes 357 amino acids.